AUGGAUAAAAAUUCUUUUCACAGUAUCAAUGUUGACAAUGAUGAAUAUCGCAAUAUAAAAAAUAUAAAAGCUUAUCAAAUCAAACCUAAAAAUACAUUUAAGGAUGUUUUAAGUUUUAUUAAAAAUGAAAAAAAAUAUGAGAUUGAAAAAGUAAAAUGUGAAAUUGAAGAUGACGUCACUGAGAAGGAAAAAGAUUAUCAAAUUGCAAUUUGUCAAGAUGGAAAAUUUGUCAUUACAUUUAAUACAGCAAACCUUCGGGUUAAAUUAUUGGAAAACACUGAUUAUCGUGAAUUCGUUUUCCGCAAUAGAGAUGUUUAUAAUAAUAAGAAAGAAUCAUACGAUGAACCAGACACAGACACAAUUGAUAAAACAAUCGCUUAUUUUAAAAUAAAAGAUGACUUAACUAUUGAUAAGCUUUAUAACACAGAUUACGAUAAGUCUUAUUCAACUAAAGAAAUUCAAGAUGAAUCGCAAGUUUCUGAAAACAGUGGUUUGAAAAAGGAUGAAAAGAACGAAACAUUUGAAUGGUCUUUUGAUAUAUCAAAUAUGUACGAGGAGAAUAACAAUGAAUGUUUUAUUUUUGUCGCCAUAUCUCGCAUAAAUGUUAACAAGGAUAUGAAAGUAACUGAAGAAAAUAGCGAAACUAAAGGAAUUGUUAUUUUUCGUCUAAAAUUUAAAAAAGAGAAUAAUAGUUAUGUUCUUAGUGAUCUUAGUGAUGUGACUCGUUACUAUAAUAAUGAAAUAUCAGGGAUAUGUAGAUUCGUGGAGGUUUCAAAAGAAGAAAUUUUGGACGAUACUCAACAAAAAAGACUUGUAAUAUUGGAUUUUAAUUGGAUGUAUAGUAUUCAUAUUAAUAAUAAUGAUGAUUUUUUUUAUUUGAAUGAGAAAUUUGAAUACCCAAAAAGUAUUAGACGUGAAUUAGAUGACUGGUAUAGUACGGAAAAUGAUAAAAAAAAUUACAUAAAACGACUUCUCUCGUGCAUUUACGAUAAAUAUUUUUUGGCUACACAAUUUGAGAAUGACGUACAAUCUCUCGAAGUUUUUGAUCUGGCAAAGAUGGAAUUAGAAACUACUGCAAAAAAAGUUGAAAAAAAGGAUGAGUUUGUAAAUGAAUACUAUUCUAGUACCUUUUCAGUUGGCAAGUUACAACUUUGUUUUACUCAAGGAAAUAAUAUUAUUAGAUUAUAUUAUAGGGAGAAUGGUUUACAAAUUGCAUCAAAGGAAUUUGAUGAACUAGAAAAAAUAGUCCUAUUAGAAUUUUUUAAUAGUGAUGAAAAAAUAUUUAUUAUAGGUAAAUGUCCGAAAGGCGACGUAAAGAUUAUAAUUUGGGAUUUAUAUAAUACCAGCAAUUAUGAAAUAGUAGAGUUAGAUGAUUCUCUAAUAAGUAUUAAAAAGGAUAUUAAAACUCGCCUAGCAAGAACUUUAGGGAAUAUUUUACAAAUCGAUGAUAAUGGAACAGUUUCAUCAUUAAUUAAAAAAGUUGAAGAAAAAUUGAAACGGCAAAAGGAAAAAGAGGAAAAAGAGAAAAACGCAGUUCUCAUAAAAUUAGACGAAAAACCAGAUGGAAAGUCGGAUGAGAGCCAUAAAAUAUAUUACAAUAAAAAAUAUAAAAAUUUUGAACCAAUAGUUGACGACACGGAACCAUGGGUGUUAGACGAAUAUAAAAAAUCUUCUUACUGUCAUUAUCAUCAUCAAGGAACAGAAGAAGAAACUUUACAACUUAUUGUUGGCAGAUCCACUGUUCAAAUUUGGCAUCAAAUAAAUGGUGAAACAAAGAAUAAAAAACAGAAAGAGCAACUUCCCAACAAAGGAAAACCAUUUCUCGAGUAUAUAUGGACUAAUCAUAUUCCUGUAAAUCAGGAAAGGGAAAAAACAAAGUUACGAAUUGAGUAUUUUAAAUAUGAACCAAAUGUUGGAUUACAUGAAAAAUUGGAUGACUUUUAUUUAAAGGUUUAUUGGUAUGAAAGAAAAGAUAAUAAAAAGAAUUCAAAAAAGGAAGAACAUGAAAUAAUAAAGGAAGAAGAUGAAGAAAUAGAUAAAAUUGAAAAACAAUUAAAAGAGAACAAUGAAAAAGAAGACAUAGACGAGGCGGAAAAAGAGAAAAAAAAACAAGAGAUAAUAGAUGGUAGUAUAAAGGUAAAAAGAUGGGAAAAAGUAAUUAAACGAAAAGAUAUUAUUGAAAAAUUUCAUGCAGUAAGACAUGCUUGCAAAGCAUUAGAACAUCUUAAUAAGCGUCAUAAAGGUAAACGCCUUGCAAAUAAUUAUAUUAGGGUACACAGAUAUGAGGAGAUGAUUAGGUAUAUCAAACAUAUAGUCUGGAGAUUUGCUAAAUAUGAACCAAAAAAUUUUAAAUUGUUGGAUAUUCGAUAUAAUGUAAUGAAAAAUUUAAUUCUUGGUGAUUGCGACCAUUUGAUAAAAUUUAUAUUAUUUGGAAGUGAGGAAGAAACUAUCGAAGAUAAAGAUGAUUAUAAAAAAAAAGAAGUAGAGAAAAAAAGUGAAAAAAAGGGAAGGAAAAAAAAUUUUGAAACUAGACAUAUACCAAGAGAUAACUCAUGGCCAGGAGAAAAGUUCAUAAAAGAUGGUGACCUUGACUUUGAAAAAAAAGAUGGGAUAAAAGAUAAUGAAGAUAUCGAACCGAAAAAUAAUAUGGAAUUAGCGAUUUAUCAUUGCAAAGGUCGUGAACUUAAAGAUACGAUUAUUGUCGCUUAUCUUUUAGAGUAUUAUUCUAGUCAUGCAACAGAUUGUGCAGGUUGGAUGUGUACUGUUUCUAAGGCGAUCCCUUUAUUAUUUAAAUACAAUUAUGAUGAUUAUGCCAGAAAGUUGUUUUUUAAAGAAUGUUUUGCAGAUCAGGACCACUUCUCAGCUCAAGAUCCUAAUGAAAUUAUUCCACCAGAAUAUCGUGAAAGACGUAAUCAUAACAUCAAAUUUAGAGCAUUUAGACCUAUAGUCAAAUUGAAGUCUGAUAAUAUUAAGUGGUACGAUAAUAUACGAAACCAAAUUAAAUUUCUUAAUAGUUAUAUAAUUAAGAAUUAUGAAAAUUUCGAUAAUGAUCUUGGAAAAUCUCCAAUAGCUUUAAGAAUAGUCCCUCUUCCCGGUUUCACUAUGAACAAUUUUGAAAGAGAAUAUAAAGAGUAUAAUUUGAUAAAAAUUAUUUUAAACCUUCUUUCGUUUAUAUUUAUACCACGAUUUUAUCAAAUUAAUCGAUGUGAUAGGAAAAAGUUGAGCCCAUUUUCUAGGAUGAUACAUUAUGAAAAUAAUGAUGAUAUUUAUGAUAAUCCAGCAACUGAAGCGGUCAUUGAUUUCCUUAGUUGGGCAUAUUUAAAUCAUAGCAGCAUGAUAAAUGGAAAUUUUAUAUUUACAUUAAUUAUUAUAUUUUAUUAUUUAGCAAUUUAUCAACUUUUUACUGAAGUAUUACAAAUUCGUUAUCGUGGAUUUAAAAAAUAUUUUGGUGAAAUAUUUAACAGUGUUGAUUUAAUUUCCACUGCACUUUCUGUAACAGUAAUGUCAAUAAUGUUUAAAAAUUUUCAAUUUACUGAUGGUUUUGAAAGUCUUAAAGAGAUCGAUAUUAGGUUAAUUGUUGGAAUAUCAUUUUCAAUUUUCUUUCUUUGGAUUGAAUUGAUUUUCUAUCUCCGCCUAAUACCAAAAAUUGGCAUUUUUAUUUAUUAUGCUAUAAUUAUCUUCAAAACUAUAUUACCAUUCUUUUUGUUCAUGUUGGUUGUAAUGCUUGCAUUUGCACACACAAUGAUCGUACUUCUCAGAGAUCCUACAAAGAUUAAAACUAAAGAUUCUACAUACAGUGGAAUUGCUACAGAUAUCUCAACAAACGAGACACUUAAUAUUACACUUAAAUCCGAUUUUGAUCCAACAUCUAGUGAUAAUCCAUUUUCAUCUUUUUUUAAUGCAAUAUUAGCUACAUAUUUUUGGAUUAGUGGUGAUAUGGUUCAAAGAGAUCAAUUUGAUUUUUGGACUGUUGAUGUAUAUACUUUAAUUGGUAGUAUAGUCCUUGUAAUUGUUUUACAAAAUAUGUUGAUUGCUUUUAUGAGUGGUGUGUAUGAAGAUGCAGCAACUAAAGGUAGACAAACUUUAUUGCGACAUCAAGCAAAUCAUAUAGCAGAUUAUGAAGCAUUACAUCAUAUUCAUUUUUGGAAUCCUGAACCUGAACCAAAACAUAUUUAUUAUUUUGGUCAAUCAAAAUCUUUAGAAGAAUGGUCAGAUACAAGAAAAGAUGAUCAAGGUGCUAUUUAUAAAGGUUUUGAAGAAAAAACUACAUUUACAAUACGUACUUUUAAAGAAGAAAAUUAUGAUAAAAGUUCAAUUUUGGAAUAUUAUGAUAAUAUUGAAACGAAAAUUGGAAAUCUUAAAAAUAUAGGCAAAGAAAUGAGUGAGAAUAUUGAAUAUUUGAUUGAAAGAUUUAAAGAUAAAAAUUUAAUCAAAGAAAUUGAAGAUAUGAAAAUUGAUUUAAAAGCUAAGGUUGACAAGUUAUAUAAUAUAUUAGAGAAAUUGGAGGAUUUUUAA
Molecule: messenger RNA, 4515 nt
Organism: Rhizophagus irregularis DAOM 181602=DAOM 197198
Lineage: Eukaryota; Fungi; Glomeromycota; Glomeromycetes; Glomerales; Glomeraceae
Source: RefSeq, a predicted model, not a curated record